This is a messenger RNA of Trichoderma atroviride IMI 206040, 1443 nucleotides long. NCBI's taxonomy places the organism in Eukaryota, Fungi, Ascomycota, Sordariomycetes, Hypocreales, Hypocreaceae. The record is from RefSeq and is a predicted model, not a curated record.
CUUGCUUGGGCCUUGCACUCCAUCAUAUCUGGAGUUUCCGGCAACGAUUAUGAUUUCGGUGUUGAUUUGGUGUCUCUCACGCGACGACAAGACCCCAAUGCGCCCAUCGUCGUCAGCCGCUUGCCGCUGGCUGCCAAUGGGAGUAUACCCCUGAGACUCGAGAUCCGUGAUUUACAGGCAGACAAAUACAAGUGGGAUCUGUACGUGCUGGCGCUGAGUAUGUUUCAGUCAGUCGGCCAGGACGAUCCCUUGUCGUAUUACCAAGUAGCCGGGAUACACGGCGUGCCUUUUGCCACAUGGAACGGCGUUGAACCAGUAGCGGGCGCGAGCAUGUCGGGCUACUGUCCGCAUAGUUCUGUGCUGUUUCCAACAUGGCACCGGCCAUAUCUAGCCCUGUACGAGCAAGAGUUGCAUAAGCUUGCCGACGCCGUUGCUCGCAUGUUCAGCAACGCGACGGAACGUCUGCUCUACCAGCAAGCGGCCUCUGAAUUUCGGAUACCGUACUGGGACUGGGCAUCCCCUGCGCCAGCUGGCCAAAGCCACUUUCCUGAGAUAUUUUGGAAUUCCACAUUGACUCAAUACGGCCCCAACGGUGUUCAAGUCAUUCGCAAUCCAUUGUAUUCAUAUUCAUUUCACCCCCUUGAUGAGGACGCAUUCAUCUGGGCGCCGCUGAAAAGUUGGAAUGAGACAAAGAGGGCUCCAAACACACAAAUCAGUGAAACAGAGCCCCCUUCAAUGAAUGACCAAGUGAAUUCGGCUUUGCUCGCAAGACUGCCCGAGAUUCAGCAGCGGCUUUACAUAUUGUUCUCGAGUUAUCACGAAUUCGAUUCAUUUAGCAACAAAAACUAUGCUAUAUCCCAAAAUCUUAGUCAUCUGGACUCGAUCGAGGCUGUCCACGAUAUUAUUCACAUCUAUGGCGGAUCUAGAGGUCAUAUGACCUACGUUCCUCUGUCCUCAUUCGAUCCCCUCUUCUUUUUACACCAUGUAAUGACGGACAGGUUGAUAUCAAUGUGGCAGCUUCUCAAUCCUACGGCAUGGAUGACACCCCAAAUCUCAGGAGAGACGACUUAUACCGCGCUGAAAGGGACCAUGCAAAACUCCAGCACCCCACUUACUCCCUUCAUGUCUUCAGCCAGCGGUACGUUCUGGGACUCGGACAUGUCUAGAACGACUGAGGUGUUUGGUUAUGCGUAUGGAGACACAUCAGCUCUGUAUGGUGAUACCAAGAUCCCGCGAGACAAGCUGGUUAAGAAGAUCAACAACUGGCUUGGGAAAAACAGCCCGGCUAUGAUUCGGUUCAACAAGAGGCAUUAUACGGAAUGGAUUGCAAAUGUUCAUGUAAAUCAUGGCGCUCUGGACGGAUCCUUUACCGUUUAUUUCUUUGCUGGAGAGCCACCAGACGAUAUCCUCACCUGGGGCGUCGCCUCAAAUCUCAUAGGGUCG